AUGCCGGAGCAGGAGCUGGGACAACGAGCUGCUGCUCGCGCCCACCAAAAGCGCGACCAGGACCAGGAGCAGCACAGCGAAGACGAGGACAAGGAGCAGCUGGAGGCCCGCCAGCGCAAGGACAUGGAUAUGAACUCGUGCACACCCAUCGCCUUUGAGGCGGAUCUGCUGGCGGAGCGCACGCUCUUCCUCGUUGCACGCAGCUCGAGCUACGCGGCGCUGAUCGCCGGCAAGCACCACAUGUUCUGGAUUCAGGUGCAGGGAGCUUCAACAAAUCGCCGCGCGGACCCGUCAACGUGGGCGAGGGACUGCCGGCGGGCAGCAUCCUACGUGUUCGCGUGCAGCAGGAAGAGCUACCACCAUCGCCGACUUCGGGAGGGCGAGGAGCAACGCAGACUGAGGAGGUACACGCCGCUCGGCGCCGAGAAGUACGAGCUCGGACCCAUGUACACCUUCGACAAUCUGGCCCUGGGCAGCAAGGCGGACGACUACGUGGGUGUCGUGAACACCAUGAAGGGGAACCCAUGCGAGGACCCCGUCACGCCACUUAUACUGGGCACGGCGCCGCUGCUGUUGCACGUCUGCCACUCGUACGAAGCCGACGACUCAUGUUGA
Molecule: messenger RNA, 615 nt
Organism: Phytophthora sojae
Lineage: Eukaryota; Oomycota; Peronosporomycetes; Peronosporales; Peronosporaceae
Exons: 3
Coding region: 1-615 (204 amino acids)
Source: RefSeq, a predicted model, not a curated record